Molecule: messenger RNA, 1488 nt
Organism: Colletotrichum higginsianum IMI 349063
Lineage: Eukaryota; Fungi; Ascomycota; Sordariomycetes; Glomerellales; Glomerellaceae
Product: Phosphoinositide phospholipase C
Exons: 1
Coding region: 1-1488 (495 amino acids)
Biological process (GO): lipid metabolic process; phosphatidylinositol-mediated signaling
Molecular function (GO): phosphatidylinositol-4,5-bisphosphate phospholipase C activity
Source: RefSeq, a predicted model, not a curated record
AUGAACAGCAUGUCACACGACUUCCCGAUCCAUCAGUACAAGGCCGGCGGCGGCCACCCCAGCGGCCAGCGCGAGGGCAUCCGGGAGAAGCUGGACGAGUCGAUCCUGGGCCACCUCGCGCGGCUGUUCAACCGGUACGCCGGCCCGAACAACACGUGGCACCGCGACCAGAUCGGCAUCUUCAUGCAGCACGUGCAGGCCGAGGACCCGAACGGCCUGGCGGGCUACCUUGUCGACAGCGAUGAGCUGUCGCUGCCGGAGCUGGUGCAGUACGUGACCUCGCCGUGCGGCAACGUGCUCGAGGUCGCAGCGCCGCAGGAUCUGAGCUGGCCGCUGAGCAGCUACUUUAUCAGCUCGAGCCACAACACGUACCUCACGGGCAACCAGCUGUCGAGCGACUCGAGCGUCGAGGCGUACCGGGACGUGCUGCUCCGCGGGUGCCGCUGCAUCGAGAUUGACGUCUGGGACGGCGAGGAACGGUACAAGCCAGGAUUCGAGUCGGACACUGCGGCGGCGGUGGAUGGCGGCGGCCGGCCCGAGAAGAUCAGCCGGAGGGACCGCAUGGUGAUGAAGGUCGGCCGGUGGGUCAUGAACAAGUUCGAUCCGGUUGACCCGGAGGGCCGGACCGUCGACGAGAGGCUCUCGGACAUCAUCCAGGCCGAGCCGCGGGUGCUGCACGGCUUCACGCUCACCAAGGAGGUGCUCUUCCGCGACGUGUGCAAGGUCGUGCGGGACUACGCCUUCGUCACGUCGGACCUGCCGCUCAUCGUCAGCCUCGAGGUGCACUGCUCGCCGCUCCAGCAAAGCGCCAUGGUCGACAUCAUGGAGGAGACGUGGGGGGACCACCUCCUUCCGGCGCCCGAGGUCGAGCCCGCGGCGCUGCCGUCGCCGGACCAGCUGCGUAACAAGAUCCUCAUCAAGGUGAAAUACGUCCCCGACGGCGGCGUCGUCGACGACGAGAACAAGAACGGCACGGGAGACGCCACCUCCGGAGGCCCGGGAGACGAUGACGGCGUUGACGAGGACGACAACAGCGGUAUGCUCGAGGUCGUGACGGAGGACGGAGCCGAGAAGAAGACAAAGCGCGUGCCGCCGCCCAAGAUCACGCCGCGGCUGAGCCGACUGGGUGUGCACACGCGCGGCGUGACGUUCCGGUCGCUCGAGGCGCGCGAGGCGUCGAUGCCGAACCACGUCUUCUCGCUGUCGGAGCGGGCGGCGUUCGCGGUGCAGCGCAAGAUGCCGCGGGCGCUGUUCGCGCACAACCGGGACUUUUUGAUGCGGACGUACCUACCCGCACGGCAUGCGGCUGGACUCGUCCAACUUCGACCCGGUGCUGUUCUGGCGGGCGGGCGUGCAGGUGGUCGCGCUGAACUGGCAGUCGUGGGACGUCGGGAUGGUGCUGAACGAGGGCAUGUUUGCGGGCUCGGACGGGUACUUUCUGAAGCCGAGGGGGUAUCGUCGGAGGGCCGGCGGCGGCGAAGACGAUGA